This is a messenger RNA of Pseudomassariella vexata, 2340 nucleotides long. RefSeq lists its product as uncharacterized. The coding region runs from base 1 to 2340 and encodes 779 amino acids. Gene Ontology annotation, biological process: wybutosine biosynthetic process. The transcript is spliced from 2 exons. NCBI's taxonomy places the organism in Eukaryota, Fungi, Ascomycota, Sordariomycetes, Amphisphaeriales, Pseudomassariaceae. The record is from RefSeq and is a predicted model, not a curated record. Gene Ontology annotation, molecular function: FMN binding; 4 iron, 4 sulfur cluster binding; electron transfer activity.
AUGGCCUCCCAAAGUUGGACCACGAGGCUUCAUGCCGUUGGGCCCACCGCAUACCUUAUCGAUGUAUGGCACGUCUACCGGACCCCCAUCUUGCUGGGGACUGUCUGUAUACUUAUUACGCUUUAUGUCUACCUCCUUCUGACUCAGGACCGAGAGUACUCUGUCGUCCUGCGAAAGAUCUAUGCUGAGCCGGCAAGCGAGAAGACGGAACCACGAUUCACGGAUAUUACAGAAAAGCCGUCUCUGCCUCCUGCUAAGGAAUCGCUCAGUGGGCCGCGGCGCAUCAAAGGCGAGGCCCGCAAAACGUCUAUUAGGAAGCCAGAAACUCCAUCUGUGGCAUCGCGGCACAUUCAGCCGCUGAUUUUCUUCUCAUCCCUGACAGGUAGUACGGAACGAAUUGCGGAGGGACUGGCCCAGACACUAGAAGCGUCGUUGGGGGAAUACAAUACGGACAAUGCAACCUUCCUGAAGACGCAAGUUCUGGAUCUUGCAGAGAUUGAUCAUGACGAGUACUUCAUCAGUCCGCCAAAGCACGCAGAUUCCAAUGUUCCCGUGGACUAUUUCUACCUCGUAUUGCUGCCAAGCUACAAUAUUGAUACCACCAACGACAACCUCCUGGAGCACUUGUCAGAAACUCAUAACGAUUUCAGGAUCGACACCGCCCCAUUAUCUGGUCUUCUGGGCUACUCGGUGUUUGGCCUUGGAGACAGAGAGAAUUGGCCUACCGAAGAUGAAGGAUUCUGUUUUCAAGCCAAGGAGGUCGACAAGUGGCUGGCUAAGUUGACAGGCCGUAAAAGAGCAUUCCCGUUGGGUAUGGGGGAUCCAAAACAAGACUUGACAACAAGAUUGAACGAAUGGACAGAAGGUAUCAAGGAUGUCCUCGCCCUCAUUGCGAAGACGGGGAGUCUCGGUGAAGGCGUUCCAGGAAGCGGCGACGCUGUUGAGAGUGACGAUGAGUAUGCCUCCGGAAACGAGGACGACGGAGAGGUGGUCUUCGACGAACCAACAAAGCCUAAGAUUUCGAAGAAAACGAAACGCAGUGGUAACUUGGACGAUGUGGAGGAUUUAGGCAUGAUGAUUAAGUCAACCAAAGCGGAUCGAAACAGGUCAUCUGGAGCGGCCCCAAUAGCGGUCGACUUCACAACCUACAGCAAAACUACGAAAAAGCCGGCAGUUACUGUCAAAGAGAUGGUCCCGAAGAACUCGCCGACUUUCAACUCUCUGACGAAACAAGGUUAUUCGAUUGUCGGCUCUCAUUCAGGCGUCAAGAUUUGCCGGUGGACCAAAUCGGCAUUACGUGGUCGAGGCUCGUGCUAUAAGUUCUCCUUCUACGGAAUCGCUUCGCACCAGUGUAUGGAGACUACUCCGUCCCUCUCAUGCUCCAACAAAUGCGUCUUCUGCUGGCGCCAUGGCACAAAUCCCGUGGGGACAACAUGGCGUUGGGUCGUCGAUCCGCCAGAACUCAUCUUCAACGGUGUUAGGGCAGGUCAUUACCAAAAAAUCAAAAUGAUGCGUGGCGUGCCCGGGGUACGAGCAGAGCGGUUCGUUGAAGCCAUGCGUAUACGUCACUGCGCCCUGAGCUUAGUCGGCGAGCCUAUCUUCUACCCCCACAUCAACGAAUUUCUCGCCAUGCUCCACGAGGAGCGCAUAUCCUCCUUCCUAGUCUGCAAUGCGCAACACCCCGACCAAUUAGCGGCCCUCAAGGCCGUGACGCAGUUGUACGUGUCCAUCGAUGCGAGCAACAAGGAGUCGCUACGCAAGAUCGACCGUCCGCUCCACCGUGACUUCUGGGAGCGCUUCCAGCGCUGUCUGGACAUUCUCCGUGAGAAGCGCUUCAAGCAGCGCACCGUGUUCCGCCUCACCCUUGUCAAGGGCUUCAAUGUCGACGACGAGGUCGAGGGCUACGCGGACCUCGUCGAGCGUGGGCUGCCGUGCUUCGUCGAGAUCAAGGGCGUCACGUACUGCGGAACUUCGAGCAGCGCCGGCGCGGGCCUGACUAUGGCGAACGUACCCUUCUAUGCGGAAGUGACUGAGUUUGUGACGGCGCUGAAUGGCAAGUUGAGGGACAGGGGGUUGGAGUAUGGGAUUGCGGCGGAGCAUGCCCACAGUUGCUGUGUGUUGAUUGCGAGUGAGCGGUUCAGGGUGGGCGGGAAGUGGCACACGAAGAUAGAUUACCAGAAGUUCUUCGAGUUGCUCGAGGCGCGCGGUGCGGAUGGCGACUGGACGCCAGAGGAGUACAUGGGCGAGGAGACACCGUACUGGGCGACGUGGGGUCAGGGGGGUUUCGAUCCCAGAGACGAGCGUGUUGACCGCAAGGGUAGGAAGAUUGUAGCCCCAUGA